AUGUUCCACAUGGACCAGCUCAUACGGUCCCGCAGGCUCAUACGCGAUGUGACGUACAGAUGGAUCCCAUUCCUCUUCGUCGUCCUGACCGUCGUCAUCUCGACGACGCUGCUGAGCACCGGCGGCCGCCCACCCCGCGGCAUAGUAGUCACCUUUGGCGUGCUCGCCGGCCUGCUCGUGGUCGUCUUCCUCGCGUGCCACCUCAUGAUGUACUGCACCCGGAUCAAGCAUGACAUGGAUGCCGAGAGGGCCAGCGGUGGCAAGGAUAACGAUGAUGCAAGUGUCCCACCGGACUUCUUACCGGCAAGACGCAAUGCCGGAACCCAGGCGGGGCGUGAGGAGAUAGAUACCCCCAGCCCUCGGCCGGACGAGCGACGCCGACAGAGCCAGGCUCCUCCAAGCAUUCGGGCCAGCAGCUAUGUUCCGGGCCGCUUCUCCGCGGCGCGGUAUACCCCAUCGCCGCUCAGCCAAGUAACGGGACAACGGUUCACCGCAUAUCGGCCACAGUCCCAGUUCACGACAGGGGGUAGGGUGAGCCAGCGCCAGAGCCAGGACCAGGACCGGCCUGCGACACCAUCAGCCUUGGAUCAAACUUGGAGGGACGGUAGUAUGCGCCAUAGCUCAGCAGUCGUCGCCCCUCUGCAACUUACCCGGCCACAACAAACCCAAGAACCAACAGUCCAGCCUGAACCACCCCGCGGUCUGGGACCCGGUGAACCACCGCCGCCGCCCUCACGGGACACGGCCGUGAGGAGCCCCACGCCACACCACCACCAACAACAAGGAGGGCAGAGACCACCAAGGCCCGCCGUGCCCGACUACCGGCCCCGUGACGCGACCACCGAGGAGCUGUCCCACGGGAUCUCGGCCGCCUUCAGCAGCACCACCACCAACGCCAAGCCGCCGCAGAUCCGGGGCCCCGCGGUGCAGGCGCGGCUUGCGCUCCUCGGCGGCGGCGGGCUUGAUAUCUGGGGCGUCGUGGCGCGGGUCCUCCUGUCUGGUGGUGGUGGUGGUGGUGGUGGUGGUGUCAAGCGGCUGCGGCGCAUGUCGGCCGACGACGUCCUCAGCCAGCGGCGGCGGUCUCCGUGGGGGCUCUGUGGCGGCGAGGAGGAUGCUGCUGCUGCUGAGGUGGUGGUCGUGCGGGAUCUGCGCUGUAAUAAGGCUGUCCGGGUGGUGCACCGCGGCGCCGGCGGGGGGCUGGAGAGGCGCCGGAGCCUGAGGGGGUCGGUGCGGUGGGUGCGGGUGCGGGACUCGGGUGAUAGCGCAGGCGCAGGCGCAGGCACUGCCUUCGGACACGGUGGCGGCGGUCUCGGCUACAUCGGGCUCGAGUGGGUCGUGGGACACCUCGCCCUCGUCGAGCGUGGCGUCGGAAUUGGUCUGUCUGCGGCCGGGGUCAGCCUCGAGUGUGGCCUUGGAUGA
Messenger RNA from Diaporthe batatas, 1419 nucleotides. RefSeq lists its product as uncharacterized. NCBI's taxonomy places the organism in Eukaryota, Fungi, Ascomycota, Sordariomycetes, Diaporthales, Diaporthaceae. The record is from RefSeq and is a predicted model, not a curated record. The transcript is spliced from 2 exons. The coding region runs from base 1 to 1419 and encodes 472 amino acids.